GAGGUUAGCUUCUAAAAGGUUAGGUUAGAAACUAGUACAGUUGAAUGAUUAUAUUUCUAUUAGAAAUAUUUAUUAAUUUUUGUAAUGUAUACAUUUUUAAUUGCUGAAUUAUUUUAAAAAGAUAUUGUUUUGAUAUAAAAUGUCUGAAUAUGAUAGAGUGAGGACAGGGAAACUUGUUUUAAAGGGAGAAAAAAUAAGGUCAAAGAAACGGAAAUCGAAAAAAGAAGAAACUAGGGAAAACGUUACAAUUGAUAAUGAAGAUACCAAGAUUCAUGGUGGAUGGUGGAAAACAAAUAGUCCAAAAGAAAUUACAGGUACAGUAGCUAUUGAAUUUGGAAAACAAACCUAUGUAAAGGCUCUUGACAAUGGGCUUUUUACGCUUGGAGCUCCUCAUUCAGAUGGAGAAGGUCCUUGUCCAGAAGAAAUUUUAACAGCAUUUCGUAUAAGUGAUAAUUUAAUAGCUUUAAAGUCUGGAUAUGGUAAAUAUCUUGGUGUUGACAAAAAUGGUGUUGUUGUGGGACGCAGUGAUGCAGUAGGUGCAAUUGAACAAUGGGAACCAAUUUUUCAAGAUGAUAAACUUGCUAUAUUGAGUAAUACAACGGGAAAUUUCAUUUCAAUAACUGACGAAGAUGAUGUUAUUUGUCAAAGUAAAACAGCUGGUUCAUUAGAAUAUGUUACUAUAAGAAGUAUAAUAGAACGUGACAAUAAACCUAAUAAAGAUAUUCCAAAAGAAGAAGUAGGUUCUCUAGCUGAUGUAGAAGUAAAUUAUGUGCGUAAAUUUCAAAAAUUCCAAGAUAAAAAAUUAAGAAUAAAUAAAGAAGAUCGAUCUGCCUUAGAAAAAGCUAAAACAGAUGGAAAUUUACACGAAGCGUUAUUAGAUCGAAGAAGUAAAAUGAAAGCUGAUCGUUACUGUAAAUAAAUUAUUGUAAUCUAUUAUAGUUAUAGAAUAAUAUUCAUAUUAAUUUUUCGUACAAAUAUAUGUUCGUAUAUUUAAUAAGAAUAUAAAACAUAAUUGAUUAUAAAAUUAAUUCAAAAUAUACGUAUUUUACACAUA
This is a messenger RNA of Vespula vulgaris, 1054 nucleotides long. It is a transcript of the gene FRG1, whose product is annotated as protein FRG1 homolog. The transcript has 5 exons. Gene Ontology annotation, cellular component: striated muscle dense body; catalytic step 2 spliceosome; nucleolus. The record is from RefSeq and is a predicted model, not a curated record. Gene Ontology annotation, molecular function: actin filament binding. Lineage: Eukaryota; Metazoa; Arthropoda; Insecta; Hymenoptera; Vespidae. Bases 140 to 919 code for a protein of 259 amino acids.